AACGCCAUUACCAAAUUCUUUGCUUCCAACUCCAUCUCCUCUCUCGCAGCUUCACUUGUCACACUGAUCUCUUCUCCCAAAUCGCUUCACUUCUUUGCAGACACAGAUGUUCUAUUGCAUUACAAGUUUUAUUUCUUAAAGAGAUCACACUUGUGAAGUAGCUACGACCCCUAUUGUGGUCGUGUUUUCAUUUCUCAAGAGUUGCAUGCAAACUGUUCGAUGAAAUUCCUUAGAGAGGAUUUGAUGUCUGGCUAUUAGCUCGUUGCUGCUUCACUUAGCUGAUUUUCAAAUGUGGGUUCAUGGGCAUCAUCAUAUAAGAAGGAAUCUAAACUCUGGAAUUUGUUUCAGAGCAAAUCCGAGUCGCUUCUUCCGUUCAAUUCAAGUUUUAUAUCAUUCUUCAGUUGAUGGUUCCUAUAACGAUGCAUUGCCCUGUGAAUGGUACGAAACGAAACUCCCGGUUCUGAAAAGACUAAACCGUGCAUUGAGAGGCGUUGAUUUAGUCGAUGGGAAGCUCGAGGACAUCAAUGGUGUCAUCAUCUAUGAUGAUUGUAUCAGAAACAAAAUGCACGCUUUCAAGUCUCUGGCUAGGAUCUUCAUUGGCUCUCCUUCAAUUCAGCUGAAGCUUAGAGAACAGGGACGGUUCAAGUUCCCAUUUUUUGGUACUGAAAGUGAAAGAGAGCCAUUGGUUGUGAAUUCAUUGACUAAAGUUAGCAACUUUCUUAACAUCUCGGCGCAACAACGGAAGCUAGUGAGAUGCACCGUGUGCUCACAGGUUACACAGUAUCGUAUUUGGAGAGGUGCUCUUGAAGACAUACUGAAUAGUCUCAAAGAAGAAGUUGAUUGGUUAGUUGAACAUAGGGAGAUGAGUCAAGGUAGAAAAUUGGGUCAGCAAGUGAUAUUGUCAUGCCUCAGAUACUUAUCUGAAUCAUCGGUUUCGUUUGAAGCAGAAAAAUCAACUUCAUGGAUGCGACCUGUGCCAGCUAGAUACGCAAAGGCAAAUGCUUCUGCGAAAUGGGAAGAUGUUCUUGACAUGGUGAAUGAUCUGAGAAGGUAUCUUGAACAUGAUGAAGAAAUUACAGUACUUUACCAUUUGGAGAAGCUCGUAUCGAUGAAAGAAGGUCUUUUACAGAUCAAAGAUGUGUUUUUGGACAACACUAUUGGAUUUAGAGAGGUUAGACAUCAAGAGCAUCUUGUGCACAGAAAGCUCUCAAAGAUGUUGGGCAAUCCUUCGCCGUGUUUGUUUGCUCUCGUCAUGUUUUUCCUCUACGGGCGUGUGCGUGACAUCGAAGUAGAUCUCUGUGGAGGGUUUUACAAGGAGAAGAGUGAGUUCUUGUGCUUAAGCAUGGGGAGGAUCUUGACUUCAACGGAUGAGAAAAUGUUGGGGAGAGGGAUGAAGCAGUUAGAUAGGGCAUUAGGGCUGUUUGGGUUUGUGUGGGAAACAGCAGGAAUGAAAGAGACUCUUAACCUGCAAGGCCAUUUGUGGUGCCUUGGAGCUGAAGAAAGGUCCAUUACAUAUCGUGGGAAUACGUUCUUCGUGCAUGACCUUAGUCUAUGAAUUUUUUGUGAGGAACAAACAACAACCUGUACAUUUGUUU
Molecule: messenger RNA, 1595 nt
Organism: Camelina sativa (false flax)
Lineage: Eukaryota; Viridiplantae; Streptophyta; Magnoliopsida; Brassicales; Brassicaceae
Source: RefSeq, a predicted model, not a curated record